Sturnus vulgaris (Common starling) is the source of this 8017-nucleotide messenger RNA. The record is from RefSeq and is a predicted model, not a curated record. Lineage: Eukaryota; Metazoa; Chordata; Aves; Passeriformes; Sturnidae.
GUCUCUAUAUUUUUUUGAGUGUGGAAUUACAUUUUUUAAAGAGAAAAAUACAGUAAAUUUUUGCCUCUGGUGUUCAAGUAAAGUUUGCAUCUCUAUACUUACCUUUAGGUCUUAGUGAUUUCUAAAGGGUUUUUUUGUGUGUGUUUAUGUAUUUAUUUAAUGCAGUAUUCUGAUACAUGUUUGACCUCCAGAAGGUUACCCCAUUUUAUUUGGCUUGGCAAAGAUGAAUUUUGGGAGUUUGUCUACACUUCAGUUGAUGCCACUGUUUCCCCAGUAGUUUUGUGUUAGUCCCAUGAGGCUGAGUUGCAUUGAGUAGUUCACCUGAGUGUCAUCCAGGGUAAAGCUAUGAGGAAAAUGUGAGUUUUAUCUCACCAUUAUUCCAUCUUGCCUGAAUGAGAAAGUUCAUGACUUACAGAGACAAAAUUCUUUGUCCUGAACAUGAGUGUUGCAAAGCUAUAUGGUAGAUUAGAAAUCCUAACAGCAGGAAAAUGCUGCAUUAGGUAAAGUAAAUGGCUCAAAGUAGUUGUCAGAAUAAGACUACCCUGGCAGAAGAAUCAAAUUCUCUGUAAAAGAACUUCUGAAGUAUUUGGGCUACAGCUUAGUUACACCUUCAUUUACUAGUUUUGUAUGAAAAUAAACAGGGAAAGAAGGAUCUGGUGUUGAAAGAGAGGAAUGUGUGAAUAUUCAACAGUGUUGGACUUGUGUAUCUGUUGGGAGAAAGGAAAAAUCCAAAUAUUCACAGUGCUCAGCAGGAAGCAGGGAAGAGGAGAUUUUCUUCCUCUUAGAGGUGUGCUGUGAAAACAGCGAUGCAGCCUGGCAGGCCAAGUCCUGUUGCAUUCAAGGAACAAAAAACAACAGCCGACAAUGGCUCAGAAGCUGCAGGGGAGCCGGUGUAGUAAAGAAGGAAAAAGAUUAGGGCCGAAUUUUGCACAGUAAAUUGUGAUGCUGUCCCUUUUUAAAUACAGUCAUUACGGCCGAAGGAAGCAGAGAGAAAAAGCUGAUGCUGGAACAAUGUGGUAGUUAAAUCUAAGGGAAAUGGGGAGAAGGGGAGGACUCCUGCUCAUCUGCAGCAGCCCUGCACACAGAGUACCUGAUUUAGGCCUAGCGACCGUGCGUUGGAGGCCUUGGGAAGGCAGAUAGCUCCGCCAGCGUGUUCUGUCAGUGUGACGUACUUGGGAGUGUGUACAGCCUGCAUGCUAAACGCCACUGCCUGCCUUUGACUUCGCUUCUCACAGUUCUAAGAAUGUAAUGAAAUCCCUUCUCACUCACGCUUUUAUUUUGGGAUGGAGGGGGAGAGAAAGGAGCUUUCAAUAUUCUGGUAUGUUCAGAGUUUGGAACAAGCAUGUUUUACCUAAUUCUGUUUACUGCCUUUUUGCUUAGGCUCUAUGUGAAACACGUUGAUACUUUUCCCUUGCUCUAUCAUAAUUUAUCAGUACACAAAACUAGAAACUCAUGGAAACCUUAUUGAUCCUUAUCGAAUUAAUCUCUACACAGGGAAUACAGUACUUAUUGUUGGAGAGUCUUAAGCUGGUCUUUUUUCCUUUUAUUUUUCUUUAUUUGCUGGUCUCUGUGCUCAGGAGAUCAGGAAUGCCAAAAUGACAACAUGAUUUAAUGAAAUAAUAGCUAGAGAAAUUGAAAUAAGUUUGACUAAAAAGCGAAUCAAAUGCACAUAUAGAAUGAGAACGGUUUUUACUAAAUGCAAGCAGGCUGUACUUAGAACAGAUGUUGUAGUCAAAAGGAGAGGAAAAUGUGAUACCUGUCUGGUAGCAGCAGAGGGUCCCAGCCACCUUUUCAGAGUUCAGAGCACCCGACAGAAUCAACAGAAGUCUGAGACUGUUUUACAUAGAACUUUGUGAAAUUAAAUUGCCAGUAUUCGUUCUGGAAAAAAAAAAGACUUUUAGCAGGUGAGAAGCAUUACCUUUUUCAUCUUGUUCAUAAAAUCUGAAGACAGAUUAAGAAACAAACGAUUGUUCUUUUGAUACUUUUUUCAUGUGAACAUCUGUUCACUAACAAAUCAUUUUCAUAUUAUCUUUUGACAAUAAUUUUGAAGCCUAACAUACUAGGGAAGUGAUCUGUAGUGUUGUAAAGGCAAGGAUUUAUGUAUGGUUUUUCAUUUUGAGCCAUGUCACUUCCUGUUAAAAUGGAAGCUCUACAUAAGAUGAAACAAACUCCUAUAUUCUUUAUAAGUAUUUUUCAGUAUCAUGAAGUACAGAAUACACAAAUGCAUAUUAUCACCUAAUUUUCAAGUUUAUGCUAUUGUACUUUAUAUACAUUAAAUAGUUUCUUUUUAAUGCAUAUGAUGAAAUAAUUAAAUUGAAGAGUCCAAUUUAUUGUAAGAAAUGUGAUAGAUUAAGUGUGGGCCAAUACCUGUUGCACUGUACUGACAUGAAAGUUGACCAUAGCAAAGUCAGCAUAGGUUGGCUUCAUCUUAGUAUUUAAAGAAUGCCUGUGCCAUAAUGAGGCUGCACAGAAAAUAACAGUGAUUUCUAUUCUGCCCGAGUAACAAGCAGAACAAAAAGAAAUCAAGACUGCCAAACUCAGAUGCCUCUUUAUCCCUAGGUAUUCUGUAGGUCUUCCAGUUUGAAAAUGAAAGGGAUGUUCAAACGUGACUCUGUCACUGAAAAUGUAACUCAUAAGCCAAAUUUCUGACCACGUGGGGAAAAUGAAAGGUCACUUCUUGAUGAUUGUUUUAAUUAAAAAGAAUCAGCAAAGUGUUCAGUGCUGUACCCAGGAUAGCCAACUGGAACUCGAUGACUGCUGAAGGAAGGAAGGAAGGUCUCCCUUCUGCUGCCAGCACAAUGUUUCUGCUGCUUAAAUUUGUGCAGGAUGUUCCCCUGACCACUCUGUGAAUCACUUCAACUUUUUGUGGAAUGUGACACCCCCUUGCCCACCAUUCCUCCCAGAAUAAGUGGGGACUCACAGCUGGCAGAGAACAUGAAGGAGAGUGCCUUGGUCAGCUAGAUUAGCUGACUGUGGGAGUGUUAUUUAGCCUGCAGGCUAAAUAAGAAGAAAGAAACCGAAGCAAGAACUAUAAACUUUGAGCAGAACCAGGUUUCACUUAGGUCUCUUGAUAUAGUGGUAGUCUGAACUUUCCUUGUGAAUGCUUGGCAAAUUGUCCUUUUAAUUUCGUGGUAAGAGUUUUACUGAAAGUACAGCAUCUGAUUUUGAAAGAACUUUAUAAAUACAGCACUAUAAAAAUUACCUGUUAUUUUAAGGUACCCUGCCAUAUAAUCACUAAUCACAAUACACCUGCAUUUUUAAAUGUUUGCAUGUUAUUACAUAUGUACCUGGCUUCUGUCUGAUAUUUGUGGAACAGUAACACCAGUAGAAGCUUGUAGCUUAUCUCCCUAAAUCUGUCACUGAAAAUCUCACUGCUGCUCCUUGUGAUUCUCAGCCAGUGAUAUUUUAAACAGAAAGCCCUUGUGAUUGCAGGGCUUGUCUUUUUUUCUUCAUUGCAAAUGCUUGUUAAAUUUCUUUGUUCAACAAAUUAUCACAUUUUGCUUUUUAAUUUCUUAAUUUUAAAAUGAAUUGUGGAAUUGUGUCUGUUUCCUGUCUGUUACAUACAAGUUGCCCUUCAUCAAAAUGCAUUUAAUACGGAUUUAUUCACUUAAGGAACAGUCCCUUUAAGUAGUUUUCACUGUACUUCGUAAGCAUGGAAAUGCUGUAUAGGUAAUAUUUAUAAGGUAGAAAGAAAUUCAGCAUCUCUUAAUUGGAGCCCUGCUGUUCUGAAAUCUCUUGGGAAAAAAAGUCCAGACUCUUGGGAUUCUGUAUAAAUGUAAUAUGAAGUCUUCUGUAAUGCAGAAUGAUCUUCUAGAAUAUGUGCGCUAACUUUAAAUAAAUUAGUUAAUACCUUCAUGUUGGAUAGUCCUUUAAAAAUAUAUAAUCUUUCAGCUUAAUUCUCUCAGUUGUUUAGUCAUAAUAUUUUGUUUAUCGUUAAAAUGCUAGAUGUAAGAAGACUUUAAUUGAUCUGCAGUUACUCUGUGCUAACACGAAACUGAGCUUGCCUUUACUUGCUUGUGUUUUGUUCUUGCACUUUCACUGUUUCCUCUCUAAAUUGUGGAAGAAUGCUUUGAGUCAUAUAUACCUCAUUUCUCCUGCUUUCCCUCAGAGAGCAGAAUCUCUUCCUUCCAUCUCAACUGAGGGGAUGUGGGUGUCGUUUUUCGAAUUUUAUUCCUCAUGUUUUGUGUUUUCUCUUUUAACUUUUUUUUUUUCCCUUCACUUGUUUGGCAUUUCCCCCUGCUGGCUGACUGCGGUAACAGCGCCUCUUUCCUCGUGGAAAUGGAAGGCCAAGGCUGUCCUUGAGUGUCACGUCUGUGUCGUUGAGGUGUUGGCUGCACUUCUGACGUUUUUUAGUGUCCUCUGAACGUCUCUGGCAGAUAGAUAAAAUUCAAAGAAUAGUCUGUUCAAGCGGGAGGUGCACACACCUGAGAUUCUCUCCAUCAGAAGUGCAGUUGCACUUCCAGUGAUACUCAGAGGAGGGGGUAGAGAGCUGAAAGGGAUAACUUACUCAAAACUGAACUGGUGUUAAAGAGGAAACCAGAAACUAAAGGCACUGGAAUCAGCAAAGACACUUCUAGAGAAAGUGGAGAAGGUAGAGAAUGGAGCUGCAGACUCUACAGGAGGCUCUGAAAGUGGAAAUUCAGGUUCACCAGAAAUUGGUUGCCCAAAUGAAGCAGGAUCCACAGAUAUUUUUUCUUUCUAAUCAGAAUGCUGAUUUGAAGAAACAACUUCAUGAACUUCAAGCCAAAAUCACAGCUCUGAGUGAGAAACAGAAAAGAGUGGUGGAACAGCUUCGAAAGAAUUUGAUAGUGAAGCAGGAACAGCCAGACAGUAAAUUUCAAAUACAGCCAUUGGCACAGUCAGAAAACAAACUACAGACACCACAGCCACAACCACUACAACAGCUACAGCAACAUCACCAUCAACAGCAGCAACAGUCCACGGCACCCUCUCCAAACGUGAUAGGAUCACAGAAAACUGUAACUACAGCUUCUAUGAUCACCACUAAGACACUACCUCUCGUCUUGAAAGCAGCAACUGCGACCAUGCCUGCCUCUGUUGUGGGUCAGAGACCUACCAUUGCCAUGGUUACUGCUAUCAACAACAAUCAGAAAGCAGUCCUCAGCACUGAUGCGCAGAAUGCACCAGUCAACCUCCAGACAACAAAUAAGGUCACUGGGCCAGGAGCUGAGGCAGUCCAAAUAGUGACAAAAAACACAGUAACUUUGCAGGUUCAGGCUACGCCUCAGCCCAUAAAAGUGCCGCAGUUCAUCCCUCCUCCCAGACUUACUCCUCGUCCAAACUUUCUUCCACAGGUUCGACCUAAACCAGUUGCCCAAAAUAACAUUCCUAUUGCCCCUGCACCUCCUCCAAUGCUUGCAGCUCCUCAGCUUAUUCAGAGGCCUGUGAUGUUGACAACAAAGUUCACACCCACCUCUUUACCCAACUCUCAGAACUCCAUACAUCCAGUUCGUGUAGUUAAUGGGCAGACAGCAACCAUAGCCAAAACUUUCCCUAUGGCACAGCUCACCAGCAUCGUGAUAGCAGCACCGGGUACCAGGCUUGCUGGACCUCAGACUGUACAGAUCAGCAAACCAAACAUUGAAAAACAGGUACAGACUAUUAAACCACAUGUGGAAACAGAAGAGAAGCAAACAGAAAGUCGUACAGUUACUCCACCUGCUGCACCGAAGCCAAAACGAGAAGAAAAUCCACAGAAACUUGCCUUCAUGGUGUCUCUGGGACUAGUUACUCAUGACCACCUGGAAGAAAUCCAAAGUAAGCGACAAGAGAGGAAAAGAAGAACAACAGCAAAUCCAGUGUACAGUGGAGCCGUUUUUGAGCCUGAGCGCAAGAAGAGUACAGUGACGUACCUGAACAGCACAAUGCAUCCUGGGACACGUAAAAGAGGUCGUCCACCUAAAUACAACACGGUGUUGGGGUUUGGGGCUUUGACCCCCACGUCCCCUCUGUCCAGUUAUCCUGACUCCCCUGAAAAUGAAAAGACAGAGACCACAUUUACUUUUCCCGCAGCUGUUCAGCCCGUGUCCCUGCCUAGCCCCAGCUCCACAGACGGUGAUAUCCAUGAGGAUUUUUGCAGCGUUUGCAGAAAAAGCGGGCAGUUGCUGAUGUGUGACACAUGUUCACGUGUUUAUCACCUGGAUUGUCUGGACCCGCCUCUGAAAACCAUUCCUAAGGGCAUGUGGAUCUGUCCCAAAUGUCAAGACCAGAUGCUAAAGAAGGAAGAAGCAAUCCCAUGGCCAGGAACUUUAGCAAUUGUUCAUUCAUAUAUUGCAUAUAAAGCAGCAAAAGAAGAGGAAAAACAGAAACUACUUAAAUGGAGUUCAGAUUUAAAACAGGAAAGAGAACAACUAGAGCAGAAGGUCAAACAGCUCAGCAAUUCUAUAACAAAAUGCAUGGAAAUGAAGAAUACCAUCCUUGCAAAACAGAAGGAGAUGCACAGCUCCUUGGAGAAGGUAAAACAGCUGAUCCGCCUCAUCCAAGGCAUCGACCUUUCAAAACCCAUAAACUCUGAGGUCAAUUCAGUAGCCAUCUCCAACGGCAUGGACUCCACUAACAAUACUAAUGCUGCCACCUCCACCUUAGCCCCCUCCCCUUCCCAGAGCUGCAUGGUGAACUGUAACAAGGGCGAUGAGACUAAAUAACACAGUGAAGUUAAGAAGGAGCCAAGGGAGGUGGCGGCGAGGAGAAAGAGCAAAAUAAAGAAACUCUAGAAAAGCAAAACUGGAUUUCUUCUGGAAAGUGCAGAAUUCUUUAGUUCUUUGGUUCCAGAGAGAGCGUGAAGAUGCUUGUGCCAGGCGGCACCGGAGUUUGCCAAUUGAUCCUUCUUAUUCUGUGUGUUUGGAUCAUGUUACAUGAAUAGUGCCAGCUGGGGGUUCUUUGCCAGCACCAUGCCAAGUGAAAUAAUAUAUUUACUCUCUCUAUAUUUUACACCAGUGUGUGCCUGCAGCAGCCUCCACAGCCACUAUAGGUUUGUUUUAUUUUUGUUUGGGGUGAGGAGCAGGGAUAAGGGAGGAGAGCAGGUUUCAAGUUCCUAUUUGCAGAACAGUUUGUUUAGCUAGGGGAAAACAAAAACAAGUCCAAAGAGCCUAUGGGCUUUUCCUGUUUCUAAACUCUCAGUACUAUUAAACCAAAAAACCAGAAAUAUAAAUUAUCAAAUCCCAGUGCCCAGAAGGGACAAGUCUAUCAAAUAAGCAGUAUUUACUAUUGUUUAGACAGGAGAUGUACAAAAGGAAAGGAGAUGGACUUUUCACUGAGUAACCAGCACACAGAAUCAUAGAAUAUGCUGAGUGUUUUGAAGGGACCCAUCAGGAUCACAGAGUCCAACUCCUGACCCUACACAGGACACCCCAAGAAUCACACCAUGUGCCUGAGAGCCUGUGGGUCCUCACACUCAUCCAGAAAGCCUGUUUUGGGAAUGGUAAAAUAGAGGGCCAGAAUCCAGGGUCAGCUUGGAGCAUUGGAUGGAGGUGUCCCAAGAGAAAAUGUGCAUCAAUUACUUGAAAAUGAGAUUCCAUCCCUUUUCUGUAUUUAUAAACAACAAAGGUAUCCUGAACAAAGUAGCACAUAACCCAGAUGUGUGAACUCAACAGAGAAAUGUCCUUUUCUUUCACUUCCUUUCUCUUCUUUUGGUAACAAGAACUAAAUAAGGAAUAGAAAAGCUGUUUUUCAGGCUGACAGUCUAAUUAAAGAGGUAGAUGGGACCUUGCAUGGUAUAGAUUAGAAGUAAUAGUGUCAGUGAGAUACAGUGAGUCUUUGUGAGUCCUUGUGUCAUCGUUUUGGGCACUGUUUUUUUAUGCAAGGGCAAAAUCUUUGUAUCUGGGGGAAAAAAACAACUUUUUUAAAUUAAAAAGGAAAAUAAAAGAUAUUGAGGUCUUCCUAGUGUUACUUAAAAUAAGAUCAAGGUAAGAAACAUUGUAAAAAAAAAAAUUACAAAAGUGCUAUUUGUUUCCUAAACAAGUGAUUUCUAUUAAAAAGGUGUCAGAACUGGAGAAAA